AUGUCAAGUAAGACACCUAACGAUAUCCUCAAAAGAAUCACUCCACACACUAUAUCAAAGAACGAAACAAAUCAUAAAAAGACAACGUCUACUCGUUUAAAAGACGUCUUUAUUAACAGUAAAGAACGGGAAGAACUCAUGACCGCUUGUUCGAAAGGCGAUCUACCUAAAGUAACUUAUUUACUCGAACAAAAGAAAGCAGGCCUUAAUCCUGAUUUGAUACGUGACUCAAAACUUCGUACACCUUUGCUAGUAGCAUGCGCUGCAGGUCAGGCUGCUGUGGUUCGUCAGUUAGUUCGGUGGGGCGCCGAUGUGAAUAACCCAACAGGCGAUAUUAUCGGUAAUAAGCCGCUAGAUCUGGCAGUAAUUUCAAAUGAUGUAGAUACUGUGUUGGCAUUGUUAGAAGCAGGUGCCAAAAUCAGAAAUCAUGCGGGCAGUACAGAUAUGCAGACAAGACUCAGAGCAGCUACACGAACACCAUUAGAUCUUGCAAAUUCUCGAUUAGAUCUGCUUAUUCAUCAAUCCAAAUCAACAGGCUCAGUCAAUCAAGCCACCAUGGAUCAAGUGUUAAAGAUUAUUGAACUUUUAAAGCAUUUCUUACCCAAUGAUACAGUACAGUUAGAUGAGCUAACAAGUCAAUUGUCCAGCAUUGACAUUGACAAGAAACAAGAUCAAGACGUGUUUAUUAUGCAAAGCCUAAAAGAUGUGAUUUCUAAAAUAAAGAUUGAAUGA
Messenger RNA from Gilbertella persicaria, 732 nucleotides. RefSeq names its product ankyrin repeat-containing domain protein. Gene Ontology annotation, molecular function: protein binding. The coding region runs from base 1 to 732 and encodes 243 amino acids. NCBI's taxonomy places the organism in Eukaryota, Fungi, Mucoromycota, Mucoromycetes, Mucorales, Choanephoraceae. The transcript is spliced from 3 exons. The record is from RefSeq and is a predicted model, not a curated record.